Messenger RNA from Protopterus annectens (West African lungfish), 1814 nucleotides. It is a transcript of the gene VDAC1, whose product is annotated as voltage dependent anion channel 1. The transcript is spliced from 10 exons. Gene Ontology annotation, cellular component: mitochondrial outer membrane. The record is from RefSeq and is a predicted model, not a curated record. Gene Ontology annotation, molecular function: voltage-gated monoatomic anion channel activity. Lineage: Eukaryota; Metazoa; Chordata; Ceratodontiformes; Protopteridae. Gene Ontology annotation, biological process: monoatomic anion transmembrane transport. Bases 113 to 964 code for a protein of 283 amino acids.
AAUUUCCGGGGGAGGAGUGGUGACGUCAAACAACUAUUGGCUCACCGUAGUCAGGCGUUACUCCUCCUUCACUCUGUCAUCUGAAGGCCGGUCUUUCAAUAACCAAGGGAAAAUGGCAGUUCCACCAGCAUAUGCUGACCUUGGAAAAUCUGCAAGGGAUGUAUUCACUAAAGGGUAUGGAUUUGGCGUAAUAAAGUUAGAUCUGAAAACAAAAUCUUCAAAUGGACUGGAGUUCACAAGUUCUGGUUCUGCAAACACAGAAACAAGUAAAGUUUCUGGCAGCUUGGAAACAAAGUACAAGUGGGAGGAGUAUGGUCUAACCUUUACAGAGAAAUGGAAUACAGAUAAUACUCUGGGAACUGAGAUAACAGUUGAAGACCAGCUUGCCAAAGGCUUAAAGUUGACCUUGGAUUCUUCUUUUUCUCCUAAUACUGGGAAGAAGAGUGGUAAAAUUAAAACUGCUUACAAACGUGAGCAUAUCAACUUGGGGUGCGAUGUAGACUUUGACAUUGCAGGCCCUGCAGUUCGUGGAGCCUUGGUUUUUGGUUAUGAUGGCUGGCUGGCAGGUUACCAGAUGACAUUUGAAACCAACAAAUCAAGAGUUUCUCAAAGUAAUUUUGCUGUAGGCUACAAGACUGAUGAAUUCCAGCUUCACACAAAUGUGAAUGAUGGCACAGACUUUGGAGGCUCAAUCUAUCAAAAGGUCAAUGACAAGUUAGAAACAGCUGUGAAUUUAGCAUGGACUGCAGGAAACAGCAACACCCGAUUUGGAAUUGCAGCAAAGUAUCAAAUUGAUUCUGAUGCAUCUUUCUCAGUAAAAGUUUUUCACUGUAGUCUUUUGUGUUGGGGAUUCUCUGUUUAUCUGAAACCUGGUGUAAAACUAACACUUUCUGCUCUGCUGGACGGCAAGAAUGUUAAUGCAGGAGGUCAUAAACUUGGUCUAGGACUGGAAUUUGAAGCAUGAAGUCACAGUUGCACAAUCAUUUUUUUAAACAUUUUACAGCAUAGCUACCUGAACAAUCUGGUGUUUACAUCUCCUUUGUCUGGGAUGGAAGUAUUGUGUGUCAGCUCUGUUUAGUAUUUCUUCUGAUUAAAUAUCACUACAGUUUUCUGCUUUCUGUGAACACUAAAACUUUGAUGUACUUGCUUUUUUGUGUGGUUUGUGAGUUACAAAAGAAGAAAAAGCAAAUUAUUGCUACCUAGUUAAAGGCUCAACUAUUUCUUAAGGUGUGGCUGUGUACUGAUGCAUUGUCACCCUUCUGGUAACAUCCUUUUAAGUGAAGGAGCUUUUACAGUGGAGUCUGCCUAAAAUAUACCGAACACAUUAAGUUGUGCUAACUUACCCUGCCGUACAACAGAAGCAAACCCAAGUUCCAGUUGCUGUUUGUGAACUUUUUACAUGUGGCUUUCUGUUGUCUUGUGACAUUCAUUUGUCUUGGAUGCCAGUUAAUGUUAGACAUCAUGGUUUCACUUCCCUGGACUAAGUAGAAGCACACAGGUGUGAAGAGCCCUACGCAGGCUUUUAUAGCAGUAGAAAACUUGCAUCAUGUCAAACAGAAGAAACUUGAAACAGUUGCAUUUCAUUUCUGAAUUUUUGUUUUCAUGAACUUUGGCAAAUUUGGAGUCUUCCACUUUUUGUUCCUUGCUGUAUUUUGAAAAUGCUUAUGAAUCCAUAAAUAAAUGAUCUGCAGUUUUAUGAACUUUAAAACCAUUUGUGUUUAAAACAGUUUGUGUUUAAAUCAUGGCUUUGAGUGAAUACUAAAAUUGUUUUCCACAAGACAAAUGAAAAUAAAUCUGGUGACCUCUUUGAUUUA